AUGAAGAAGAAGCGCACGACUCCCGCGAAGAACAUUGUUGAUACCGGCGAAGAGGGCCCUUGCACACCCGCAAAGCUUAAGGAUGAGCUCCGGCGAAGCGCACGGAAGAGGAGGCGGGAAGAAAGGGCCCAAAGGAGGGAAUACUCUGGAAAAAAGAAGAAGAGGUCGAAAACUUCAAGCCCACACUUCGAUAUCAGGCCCGAGGAUGCUGUGGUGCUAAGCCAGAAAGGCAAGGGUUUAGCUGAAGGAGAGGGAGAUACCCAGCUGAAAGAGGGUGGAAAGGCGGGCGGCAGUGAUGAAAGUACACCUGCGGAAAUUCCGACAGUCCGGAUUCAGGAUAAGCCCGAGGAGCCAUUAAUAACUGGGUAUACUUCACCGCCACGCAAAAAGAAGGGAAAGCCUAUAGGUAUCAAAAGGACCAAGAAAUCAAAAACGACGAGCCCGCACUUCGAAGCCGAGCCUAAAGCUCUUCAUCAACCUAAAAUAGGAACGAGGAAAGUGAGGGUCCAAAAAUCAAACUCAGCACAAACAGUGACAAACACUACCGACCAAACUACACUAAUAUCCAAGCCACGGAGAGCAAAACCCAGACCUAAAAAAAGCGAAACAUCAGGAAUCAAGAAGGUCAAAAAGCCAAAAGCCAAAAGCCCCUGUUUCGACGCCCAGACCAAAGCCCUGCUCGAAAUAAUAACAGAAAACAUGCCCCAAGAAACACGGGCUAAGAAGGUCAAGAAAUCGAAAUCGACAAGCCCUCAUUUCGAAGCCAAGACCGAACAUCCGUCUGCGACGGGGAAAACAAGGUCUAAAAAGUCGAAGUCGGCCAGUCCACAUUUUGAUAUCAAGUCCGGGGAUGCGCCGGGGGGGGUAGUGAUGAGCCAGAUUGAUGACCCGUCUAAGGCGAUUAUAGAUAGUGCCGAGCAGGAGCAGGCUUCGAUAUCGAAGCCAAGGAGGACCCACUUAAGGGCAAAGGUUGUAUCAUAUAUAGAGCAGAGCGAAGAAGAGCCCGAAGGAAAGGAGAAAAAGAAGCGAAGAAUGUGGAAGACUAGAGAGGAAAUAGCGUUAGUAGAAAAACAAGAGCGAAAAGAAAGGAAGAAGACUGUUCGACGAGUUCAAGCCGGUAUAUCAACGGCAAUCUGGCCGCCGCUGAGCUCAGACAGAUUCGGUCUGAUCCAGGAAGAGCUCAAAGGAGACGCUUUCCAUCUAAUCGUAGGAACAACCUUUCUAAACCGAACCCGGGGUUCCGUCGCUAUUCCCCUCCUUCGUCAAUUCCUCCGCGACUACCCCACUCCACAUGCCCUCUCCCUCGCCCCCCUCACCAAAACCAGUACGUUCUUGCAGCCCCUCGGCCUCUACAAUGUCCGCGCCACACGCCUUCACAACCUCGCCACAACCUGGCUUACCGCCCCACCCAUCUUCGGCCAGGCCACCAAAAAGUAUAACUAUCCCCCACGCGACACCAAGCCCUUCCCCUCCUCACUGCUCCCCAAUAACGGUGUGGAGCAGGGUCGUUGCUGGGAGAUCGCUCAUUUACCAGGCGUGGGCGCAUAUGCGCUGGAUAGCUGGCGUAUCUUUUGCAGAGAUGAGUUUCGGAGGGCGGCGGGCGAGAGAGUGGAGGUUGGGCAGGAAGAGUGGAGGAGUGUGGUUCCGAUGGAUAAGGAGUUGAGGGUCUAUGUGAGGUGGAUGUGGGCGAAGGAGGGCGUGAGGUGGAAAGAGCCCGGCGAUAUACAGCAGACGGCGCUGAGUUCGCCGUUUUUCGAAAGGGUGGAGGAUGGUAAGGUGGUGGAGAUAGUGGAAGAUGGUGGGAGUUAUGGUGGGAUUUAG
Molecule: messenger RNA, 1821 nt
Organism: Morchella importuna
Lineage: Eukaryota; Fungi; Ascomycota; Pezizomycetes; Pezizales; Morchellaceae
Exons: 3
Coding region: 1-1821 (606 amino acids)
Biological process (GO): DNA repair
Cellular component (GO): nucleus
Molecular function (GO): catalytic activity; DNA binding
Source: RefSeq, a predicted model, not a curated record